This is a messenger RNA of Panicum hallii, 4200 nucleotides long. RefSeq lists its product as uncharacterized. The transcript is spliced from 12 exons. Bases 535 to 3978 code for a protein of 1147 amino acids. Lineage: Eukaryota; Viridiplantae; Streptophyta; Magnoliopsida; Poales; Poaceae. The record is from RefSeq and is a predicted model, not a curated record.
UUGGCUGCUCCAGUCCUCAUAGGCAUCAUCGUCGUCUCCCUCCCCGCUCCUCCGGUCCAGCACCAAGGCGAGACCACAGCCAGCCAAGCUCAUCACAUAUUUACAUGCCAUUGCCAUCGCCACUCUGCUCUUGCUCUCUCCCUCACCUUCGCGUUCGCGUCGGCGGCCUUCUUCUUCCUCCCCCGCGUACAGUGUCGUUUAACCUUUCACCUGAGCCACCUACCUAACCCACCUGCCUCUUGGACCUCCAUUGUUCACUGCUCUGGUGGUUCCUCGGGCCAGGGCGAGGCCAAAGGAAGCAAGCACGAGCACACAUGCGGCACGCACGGCUCCGCAGCAUCGCAUUCACUUCGCUGCCCCGGGGUCUGCGUCCUCCCUGCCAGCGCAUUCACUAGCUGCUUGCAGCAAGCGGCACCGUGCAGCUGCCCUGUGCCCCCCUCACCAUCCUGCUGCAGCACCAGUACUAGUCCUAGCCCUCUCCUCCAACUAGCUAGCAGCUGGGUGGUACAUAACGAGAAGGGGAAGGACAGACAGAUGGUGUGGAAGAGCUGGGGCGGCGCCGCCCUGGUGCCCGCCAUUGUCCUCCUCCUCCUCGCCGUGGCGCCGCCGCUCUGCUCCGGCGCCGACGACGUCGCCGUCGGCUUCUCCGCCGCCCCGCGCCGCGUCUCCAGGUCGCCGUCCGCCGCCUUCGCCUUCCGGGUCACGCUGACCGGCGCCGGCGGGGGCCCGUGCGGCGACUGCACCGUCACCUGCCAGUUGGACGGCGGAAGGGCGUCGGACUGCGGGGGCUCCGGAAACGCCGGCGGCAACGGGACGGCGACGGUGAGCUAUGCAGGGCUGGAGGACGGAAACCACACCUUGGCAGUGUGCGCCAGCAGACGCGGAGGAGGAGGAGGAGGGCAGAGCCCCACCUGCGCCACCUACGCCUGGGAUGUUGACACUGUCCCCCCGACGGCGUCCGUCUCGGCGGGGUCAGCGUUCACGAGCGCCACCAACGUGUCGGCGCUCGUCUCCUUCACCGAGCCCUGCCCCGGCGGCGGUGGAUUCGUCUGCAACGACACCUACUGCAAUCUCGUCGUGUACGGCCCCGGCCGCGUGGAGCCGUCCACCCUCCGGGAGCUCCGCCCCGGCCUGCUCUACUCCGUCGCCGUCGCCAUCUCGCCGGACGCGCAGUACGGCCGGAUCAUCCUGCUCAUGGGCAGGGGCUUCUGCACGGACGCCGCCGGCCACCCGUUCACCAGGACGGCCAACUCCACCUUCACCCUGCACUUCGAUCGAAGGGAUGACUCUAUGAACAUCACCGCCACCGUCCCUGAAAAGAUGCUCGAGAUACAGGGCGUCACGAGGCUGGUCCAAGCUACCAACGAUGAAAAGGACCUGAGGAUUUACCUCUCCUUUGCUCAACCGGUGCUCAAUUCGUCUGAAGAAAUUCUGAGUGUUCUUAAGGCAACCGAUGCCGUACUGACGCCCACCGGCAGAAGCACCCUGGGGAAUCGCCGGUUUGGCUAUGUAGUGAACAAGAUAUCAGACACCGCUAUUGUGACUCUUGCCUGCGAUACAAGUUAUAUAAUCAGCAGGCAAGGGACUCCAGUUAAUUCAACAGAGCCAUUCACAUUUCUUUAUGAUACACAGAGACCUUCGGUUAAACUCGGCACAUCAACUUGGAGGACUAGUUCUCGCAAUAUUCCAGUGCUGAUAAAGUUUGCAAAGCCUGUGUUCAACUUCAGUUCCUCAGCAGUUCAGGUUUCUGGCGGCAAUGUGUUGAGCUUUCAUGAAGCUAGUAAGAGCAUAUACACACUACAGAUACAGGUGGUUGAUAAGCUGGUGUCCGUUCAGGUCUCUGAAAGUGCAGCCCAGGACGUGGCUGGAAACCCCAGCCUAGCAUCAGACCGUCUUGAAGUGAGGCACUAUUCUGUGCCCGCAUCAUCAUCAUUGAUUGCGGCCAUCACCACUAUCAUCUUUUUAGCAACUGCCGUUGUCGCCACGCUCCUCACCGUCUCGACAUCAUCGCUCCUCGCCUCAGGAGCUAUUCCAAGACCGUCCUCCUAUAUGAUCUCGGAGCCAUCAAGAAAUCUCUUGAGAAUGGCAUGCCACAUCCAAAUCUUUGCUCUGUCGAGAUGGCUGUCGGUUAACUUGCCAAUUGAGUACUACGAGUUUGCGAAGGGGAUAGAAUGGAGCAUCCCGUACAUGCGCCUUCCAUGGGAAGGCCCAGGUGCUGAUCCAUUUCUAGGCUACUCCACAAUGCCUGCCAUUGCAUUGUCGCAGCUGCUCGACAGGAGUGCUGUAGGGGCUGCUGACAUCUCCUAUCCUCGAGCACAAGGUCAGCCGGUGAUGGCGACGACUCAAAUCCCGUCAGACCCGGUAUUACCAACGGAACUCCCGGGAGAUGGGACUCUGAUAAUGCCGAUGCAAACUCCGGGAAGCGGGACGCCUGUGAUGCCAAUGCAAACCCCGUUGGAUGGGAAGCCACUGACUGCAAUGGAGUACCGGUCCUUCUUUGAGAACCCGGACAUGAAGCCUGAAGCACAGAUUAUCAUGAAGCUGCAAGAUUUGGAUGGGUGGAAGUACUUAGGCAGGAACAUGUUCUGGCUGGCCGUGAUCGGGGGCGGCCUCAUCCUCCUGCACCUCCUGACCCUCCUCUACUUCAAGCUGAGGUACAGGGGCAGGGAGGGGCGGCAUGGCCACGGGGCGCUGGUGCUCCCCAGGCUGGAGAUCAUGGUCGCCAUCCUCGCGACGCCGUGCAUCGCCCAGGCGGCCGCGGCGGUCAUGAGGGGCGGCACCACGGCCGGCGUGGCGGUGGGGAUCGCGCUGACCGGCGUCCUGACGGCGCUCCUGGUGGGCCUGCUGCUGUUCCUGUCGCUGGGCAUCGCCAUGGGCAGGCUGCUGCAGUACAAGGAGGUGCACCAGGAGGGGCGGGAGUACCACUGGUACCAGGAGCUCGUCCGCCGCACGCUGGGCCUCGGCAUGCGCGGGCAGUGGACGUGGAAGGACCUGCCGCGCGCCGCCUGCCUCGUCAAGCUCGGCCCUCUCUUCGAGGACCUGCGCGGCCCGCCCAAGUACAUGCUGACGCAGAUCGGCACGGGCGGCAAGCGCGGCGCCGCCGCCGGCGGCGCGGGAGGUGGAGGAGGAGGGGAGCGGAUCAUGGCGUCGGAGGACGAGAACGAGGACGCGGAGGCGCCCUUUAUCCAGAAGGUCUGCGGCGUGCUCCGCAUGUACUUCACGCUGCUGGAGUGGGUAAAGCGCGUGGCGGUGGGCAUCGUGGCCGGCGCGCACGAGUCGUCGGGGCGGUCGUCGCGCGCGAACGCCGUGGUGGUGCUGUCGAUCGCGUCGUUCCAGCUCGUCUUCAUGGUGCUCAAGAAGCCCUUCAUCAGGAAGCGGGUGCAGCUGGUGGAGAUCCUGUCGGUGGCCAGCGAGGUGUUCGUGUUUGCGGCGUGCCUGGCGCUCAUCGACUGGAGCGCCAGCGGCGAGGCUCGCGGCGUGGGGCUGACGAUGCUGGGCCUCUUCGCGCUGGGGUUCACGGCGCAGGCGUGCAACGAGUGGAACGCGCUGCUCCGGCAGGUGCGGCUCCUGAGCGCGGACCGGAGCUCGCUCCUGGACGGCGCGAAGGCGGCGUGCCUGGGCCUGCUGCUGCUGGUGCUGCCGUCGUCUGCCCUCGGCGACCGGGUGGCGGCGAACCACCAGCAGGGCCUGUCGCCCCCCAAUGGUGGAGCCGGGGAGAGCGUGGCGGCGUCGACCCCGACCCCGGGCGAGGCGGGCAGGGGCGGGAGCGAGGGUUCCAGGGGCUCGAACGAGCGGUGGUGGCUCGGGCAGCUGCGGGAGAUGGCCAAGGCGAGCUUCAGCAAGGAGGGCGGGGGCGGCCCCGGCGCCGGCGGGGAGGAGGAGGCGUCGACGAGCGGCACCAAGGCGAGGAGUGGGGAGUGGAAGUCCAAGUCGAGGGCCCUCUACAACGACCUGGACGCCAUCUUCUCCAACAGGUGAAGCCGCAGGGCAGGCGAGCGCGGGAAAAGAAAGCCUGAAGAUUCGACAUGAAUGUUCUCUGUUCACAGCUUUCAUUCGAUGCUUUAUUAGGAGGAAAAGAUGGCGUGUUUUUUUGUCCUUGUGACGUAGUAGUAAAAAUGAAUUAGCUUAGAUUGGUUCAUACCAUAUGUGAAGUGAAGUUUGUGAGGCAGCAUAUAGGAAGUGUGGACCUUAUUAAAUUCA